Messenger RNA from Anguilla rostrata (American eel), 6214 nucleotides. It is a transcript of the gene otud4, whose product is annotated as OTU deubiquitinase 4. Gene Ontology annotation, molecular function: K63-linked deubiquitinase activity; cysteine-type deubiquitinase activity. NCBI's taxonomy places the organism in Eukaryota, Metazoa, Chordata, Actinopteri, Anguilliformes, Anguillidae. Gene Ontology annotation, biological process: negative regulation of interleukin-1-mediated signaling pathway; negative regulation of toll-like receptor signaling pathway; protein deubiquitination. The record is from RefSeq and is a predicted model, not a curated record.
UCAAAACUGCUUGAAACAAGGCAGGACACUAGGGGACGUUUUAGAAACUGAUAGACUCACGAUAACUAGUUAGCUUGCUAACAAAGUCUCGGUCAGAGCUCACCAAACUUAGCCGAUGUUAAUGCAGCAUAGCUGACUUUAUUUAGUUCUGUUCAUAUGAUGGUUGCUAUCUAGCUAUCUAAACUUGAUACGGACUUUGGAAACCAAUGUAUUCAUGAAAACGAAACAAAACUUGUUUCGUUUUAGGCAUUUCCUGGAGACAGAACCUGCAACUGGGAUGUAAAGACAAUCGAAAGAAGAAAACCUUUGGCUUAAACGCGAUUAGCCAAAGAUCGUUAUGGAAGGGGGUUCGGGACGCAUGCAAACCAGCGACAAGGGGGUGGAAAGAUUAAUGGAUGAAUUUCUGAAGACCAAAGGGUUCUAUCGGAAGAAAAUAGCCAAAGACGGGUCCUGUCUGUUUAGAGCGGUCGCCGAGCAGGUACUUCGCUGCCAAAGUCGGCAUACCGAAGUAAGAGCUACCUGUGUUGAUUACUUGAAAAAGAACAGAACAAAGUACGAGUCGUUCAUUGAGGGGAACUUCGAAGAGUACUUACACAGACUGGAAGAUCCGCAGAACUGGGUUGGAGAAGUGGAGAUAAGUGCCUUGGCUCUCAUAUAUCGGCAUGAUUUCAUCAUCUUUCAGGAACCUGGGAAACCCCCUGUUAAUAUAACUGAGAACAGCUUUUCUGAUAAGGUGCGGCUGUGCUUCCUGAAUGGGAAUCACUACGACAGUGUCUACCCCAGCGAGUUCGUCAACAAGGCCGCCCUCUGCCAGUCCAUCCUGUACGAGCUCCUGUACGAGCGGGUGUAUGGCGUGGACCGCGGCGUUGUGUCUGACUGCCUCCGGAACAGCGGCGAUGCCGGGGAUGAUGGGUACAGCGAGUGCAAGAGCAGCGAGGAGUCGGACCUGGAGGAAGAGGACGAGUUCUGGCCCAGUGAUGCCGUUGCUCCCACCAACAUGAACAACCAGAGGUCUUCGAACAAUAGUCAGCCUUCUAAGACGGCGAAGCCCCCCCAGUCGCCGUCGGCGCUGUCCCGCAGAGUCCAGCUGUCCCUAAACCCCGCCCUCUUCAGGAACGUGGAGUACGACGUGUGGCUGCGCUCUAAGAGAGCUCAGCAGAAGCGGGACUUCUGCAUCGCUGCUGGAAUGCAGUACACCGUGGGGGACAAGUGCAAGGUGCGCCUGGGUAACACGGGAAAGUUCUACAGCGCCUACAUCCAGGAAGUGACGCCGGACCACGGGCCCGUCACUGUGUUUAUCGAAGAACUCGGAGAGAAGCACUCCAUCCCCCUGUGGAACCUGCGGCCCUCCUCCUCUCUGGACGGGGACUCGUGGAGCAUGGUGGCAGAGAGAGGGAAGCGCUUCAGCGUGGCCAACGGGAACGGGCAUCACCCGGGCAAAGCGCCGCGGGCAUCCGACCAGCCGGUGGGACGGGACGGGCGCGGGGGGAGGAGACCGGGGAAGAGCUCGCCCACCCCCCAGGGCCCCGCCGCCGGGCCCCCGCCCCGCAUGCACAAGCAGCACUCCUGGCCCCCCCCGGCCACCGCGGAGGAGCCGGGGACGGAGGGGAGCGCUCGCACCAGCACCAGGUCCCCAGACUGGGGGAGGAAUGGGUGCCUGCAGACCAAGCCGCCAUCAGACUCCACCCUGAAGAGCCAGAAAGCCUCCGCUAGAGCUGCCUUUAGGAAGGGCGAGACGGGGCCCCCUGGUGGCUCGGCGCAGGAGCUGCACUUCGGGCUGUCGCAGGACGAGCGGCUCGCCCUGGAGGAACAGCAGAAAUCUCAGGCCCUCCUGGAGAUCAUGCAGCGGGACGAGAGGAGCUUCCCCGCACUGGCGAGCCAGGGGGGGGCCCGGGCCCCUCAGCCAGACACGGGGAGGAGGACGGCCCCCCAGGCCGGAGAGAGGCGUGCCUACAGGAGGAAGGGGGACGCCCCAGAGCCGUUCCAGGAUGGUGAAAACUCCCCCCGAUUGGCCCAGAAGGAGGAAAACAAACUCUCGACUUCAGCCCAGCCUGGCUGCUCUUCAGGGGCGCACAGUGCUCCACCACACCCCCCUCCUGAGCCCAGCAUCGCUGCUGCAGUCACAACUGCCCCUCCUCCUGCCGUAUCUGCCCCUGCCCCGGCUGUAUCUGCCCCUCCUCCUGCCGUAUCUGCCCCUCCCCCUGCUGUAUCUGCCCCUCCCCCUGCUGUAUCUGCCCCUCCCCCUGCUGUAUCUGCCCCUCCCCCUGCUGUAUCUGCCCCUCCUCCUGCCGUAUCUGCCCCUGCCCCGGCUGUAUCUGCCCCUCCCCCUGCUGUAUCUGCCCCUCCCCCUGCUGUAUCUGCCCCUCCCCCUGCCGUAUCUGCCCCUCCCCUGCCGUAUCUGCCCUCCCCCUGCCGUAUCUGCCCCUCCCCCUGCCGUAUCUGCCCUCCCUCUGCCGUAUCUGCCCCUCCUCCUGCUGUAUCUGCCCCUGGCCUGGCUCUAUCUGCCCCUGCCCCUCCCCCGGCUGCAUCUGCCCCUCUCCCUGCCGUAUCUGCCGUUCCCCUGGCUGCAUCUGCCCCUCCCCCGGCUGCAUCUGCCCCUGCCCUUCCCCCGGCUGCAUCUGCCCCUCUCCCUGCCGUCUCUGCCGUUCCCCUGGCUGCAUCUGCCCCUCCCCCGGCUGCAUAUGCCCCUGCCCCUCCCCUGGCUGUCACAUCUGCCCCUACUUACAGUCCAUCUGCCCCUGCUGCUGCUCCACCUGCCCACAUUCCAACCCCACCCUCCAUCUCAGCUGCCCCGUUUACCCCUGCUGUCCUCCCCGCCCCCCCUCCACAACCGCGGGACUCAGCACCCCCUGCAGGAUUCCUUCCCGCAUCACUUCCUGUGGAGCCGCCGCCCUACAACGGGGCGAGCCCCUGCCCCCCAGGUGUGAUGUCCCAGCUUGGGAUCGCUCCAGGACCUCCUCCCACCCCCCCAGUGCUACCUGAGCACCUGUCCCACCCCCACGCCCACUCCCCCACACUGCCCCCCCAAGGACCCCUGUCCUUCCACCAGAUGGCGCAGCUGUACCAGGACCCCCUGUACCCCGGCUUCCCCACCAAUGAUAAGGACGAGAUGCUGAGCGUGCCCCAGUACUGCUACAUGCGCGACGGACAGGACCUCCCCCGCGAAAUUGGCGUCCUGAGAUUCUUCUUCAAUCUGGGCAUCAAGGCUUACACUUACCCGUCAUGGCCGCUGCACACCUACCUGUACCAGCUGCAGCAGGCCCAUCUGUCCCUGCAGCCCAAAGUCUCCUACAUGGCACCCUGGUACCCUGAAGCCCCGCCCCCCGGACCCUUCCGCAUGAACUCCGUGCCCAUGGAGGGGUACGGACGCCCCCCGAGCUACAGACACGCCACGGCGGGCGGGCGGGGUCCGGGCCAGUUUGAGCACGCUCACUGUCCUGUGCAGCCCGGGGUGGGCGUGGCCAUGGUGGGCGGAGCCAUCGGGCCUCAGCACACGGAGCUGGGGCUGGGUUCGGACGGGCGCCCCCCCCUGGGCUACAGCCCCCAGCCCCCCGCCCCACUGCAGCCUUACCUCGGGGGCAUGCCAUGGCCCGGGCCCCGCCCAAACCCUGCCUUCUCUAGGGCUUUCUCCACCCCUCCUCCUCCCCCCGCUCCUCAGUACCCCCCCCCAGUGGCGCAGUACCCCCCCCCAGUGGCGCCGUACCCCCCCGUCUCGCACGGGUACCACGCUCCCCGCCUGUCUGCCGGCUUGCCUCUGGCCACGCCCACCGUCAGUCAGCCUCCCGCGGAGGAGAAGCAGGGCCCGCCCCCGCCACAGAUGGCCCCGCCCCCAGUGGUUUCCGCGGUAGCGGGAGGCAGUGAAGCCCGGCGCGAGCGCUCGACUCCUGAGCCGCCUGGCCCCCCCGUGGCGAGUGUGAGGAACCAGCUCCAGGGCCCCCCCUACGAGAGCCGGAGCGAGGAGGGCGUGGCCGGAGGGGGGGGCGAGCCCCAGGCCUGCGGUACGGCCUACUCCCCCAGCGAGGUUUGGGAGGACGAGGGCGAGCCGGGCGAGGAGGCCCUGCAGAGCGGGCGGUCCUACUACGGCCGCACCUACAGGGGGAGGCGGGGCCACGACGAGGGGCGGGGCUAUCGGGACGGCCGCUGGAAAGGGGAAGGAAGAGGUUACCGCGGGCGACGGGGGUCGGACGAGCGGCGAGAUCACACCUACAGGGACAGGAGAGGGGCGGAGAACAGCUCCGGGUAUCCCGGCCCCUCCCUUAAAGGACAGAGGGGCAGGGGGCGCGGCUACAGUCCCUAUGCCAACGGCCGCGACACCGGCUACACCGCAGCCAAUCAGAGGAGCAACACUUAUGCAGAGUCGUAAAAACGUUACCGUAACGUUGCAGUGUUUUCCUAAUUUCUGUUUUUCCUAAAUCGAAAUUUUAAAACGUUUUGACUAUAGGAAUGUUUAGUGUCUUGUUUUAUUUUUUCCUUUCUCAUUCACGCUUUCCAUUUCCUUCCCAUUUGGAACGUCCCUCUCAUUUCGGGUGAGGAAGAUUUAUAAGUACAUUUAUAGCGAGACUUUGCUUUCUUUUUCUUAUCGCCGUCUGACUUUAAGAACAGGUGUGUAAAUCUGUACACUAUAGUUUGCACUUCCGAAAGGUUUAAUAAAAUUUGGAAAUUAAAGCCAAAGACUAAUCUACCUGAAUUAACAUUUUGUGGUUUUCGUUUUGAUUAUUUAUCAGUUUUUAUUCUUAAGAAAAAAAAAAAGUAGAAUGCUGUAAACUUGAAAAUGAGAUUAAUUUCAUCUAAGUUGACGCUUUGUUUUUAAGGAAGAGCGACUGCUUCGUAAAUAUCCAUGUAGCUCGCGCACUGACGCGCUGCUCGUGCAGUUGGGUGGGUAAUGCUGAGGGACCUGUAGCAUCCUGCAGUGGACCCAGAGUCAUCUCCACCAACAGGGGAGCUGCUUUCUCUGCGUGACCAUACCUGUUCCAAAUACAGGGGGUGGAGAAAUAGACCCUCAUGUAAGAUAUUUAGUAAGAAAUGGAAUGAAGGUGUGGUUGAAUGAUUUUCAGUGAAAUUGCUUCUGAAAUAUACAAAGAAUACUGGUGUUUCUGGACAUUUCUUUGCAAGUCUUGGUUUAUUUUGCCUGAAGGGUUUACAUGAUCGUACUUCAGCUGUGGUGAGCAAGCUUUGUUUCUAAAGCCAUCGAGGGCUACCUCUUCCCUCACCACCGCAGUGCCUUAAAGAAGUGAUACUGCCAUGUGCAUUAAUGGAGUUUACUGCUGCUUGUCUGUGGGUAGUGAUAUGCAGGGUUUGUGCAUGUUACGCACUGUAGAGAACGCUGGUUAACAGUACCUGUGCUGAUGUUCUGCUGCGUGUGACCGGUCGAGGAUACCGCCUGCCAUGAUGGGGUUAUUUAUCUUUUUGGAUCACUACUUUUGCAUGGGCCACUAGAUGCCAGACGUUACUGGCUACCUUUCAAAAUGGUGCUGGAAAGUCUUUAUAUAAUUUUUUUUAUUAGGUUAGUCUUGCCUUUAAUAGCGAUCAUACCCAACGGUGCGCCCGUACUGCUGCACCCCGUACUGCCGCGCUGCCUCCUCUCGUCCACUUUGGCCCCGUUUGCAGACCCUUUCCUGUCAGUCCUGCUCUUCUGAAGCCACGGGGAACGCAGGCAUGCAUCUGCCCUCGUCACCCUGCUGUGGUCUACUGAACGUCGGCUCCAGAUCUGAGCAUUAAUGCUAAAGCAGGAGACCGCAGGCUUCGUUAUUAGCUGAGCUAGCCCAGCCGUCGUCCUCCGCAUGGGGAUCGCCGAGCGCUAACUUCUGAUUGGGCGGCUAAAUCUGAUCAGGGGUCCCUCCCUGGCCUUAAGGCUGAUAAAUGAAAGGAGUGUUCUGUGUUUCUUGGGCAUGUUGCUUGUUCGGUGGCCUUAAGGCCGAAGCUUUCAGGUUAAUGGUGAACUCCGUGGAUCUGUCGCUCGCUGCUCGUGUGCAGAAAGGCUGUCGCAGCCCCGUGCGUGCGCAGGGAUGGGUUUUAUUUCUGUGUUCGUUUCUGAUCUAAACGUCUCACUCCGGCUCAAACACGACAGACAGGCGUCUUCAUACUGGCCCAAAGUUUCAUGCCUUAAAGUAGGAGUUCUCCCGAGUGUCUGGUUUACUUGAAAGAUUUGCAUUGUUGUUACACUGCUGUUACGUACCUUUUUUUAAAUAAUAAUAAAGGGUCCAUCCCCACCAAA